UGGAGCGAGCCGGCACGGGACGGAUUUUGUUCACUUACUUUACUCACCCAAAAGUAUAAGAAAUAUUUAUUCGUUUUAACAACUUACACCGACCGAAGGUAGCGUCGACGCGGAACUAUAAUGGUAUUCACUUUUCCAGCAUCUUGUCGGAGCUGUGGAGUUUUCUUCUGCCAAACUGGGAUAACACACACUCCCUGAGAGACAGUUCAUCAGACGGUGACAGAGGGAGAAGACUCUGCCAUCAUCAUGUCCACCAGUACUGUCAGUCAACCCUGCAAGCAGGAGAGGAAGGGCAGUUUCUUCAAGCUGAUUGACUCGUUUGCCUGGGAGAUCUGCACAUUGAAGAAAGAGAUGGGGAAAAAGACUGAGCCUGCAGAAGGAGACCUCAAGACAGAUGCACUGCUUGGGCUGGGUGAAGAGGUGGGAGGUCUCUUCCUGCAGGCCCCACCUUGCCCUGGGGUUGGAGUGGGGCUCGCUGGAGCGAGAGACUCGGGCUACGACUCCCUCCAUCGGCGGCUCAGCAUUCUGGACCGACUGGUGCAUACGCAUUCUGUGUGGUUACAGCUGUGCCUCAGCCACCAGGAGGCCACGCUUCUACUGCAGAACCAGCCCGCCGGGACAUUUGUGGUGAGGAAGUCGGCCUCCCUGCAGAGGAAAGUCAUAUCUCUGCGCAUGGACAAAGACUCUGCGGUUCCUGUCAAAGACUUCCCUGUCAAGGAGAGCCAAUACACUUUCUCCUUGGAGGGUUCAGGCCUGAGCUUUGCAGACCUUUUCCGUUUGGUGGCUUUCUGCUGCAUCAGCAGGGAUGUGUUGCCCUUCACUCUGAAGCUUCCGGAGGUUAUCGCUUCAGCCAGGACGUCUGCCGACCUCGAGGAGAUUGCUAAACUUGGAUCAGGGUUCUGGGACUCUCAGCUGUGCCACAGGAAGAAGGGCUCAGUCUCGUUGUCAGGGACAGCAGCUCCCGUCAGACCACCUUCCCCUGUCCAGAGACCAGUCUCCUUGGCAACCACCCCAGGGCGCCCUCGGCUUCAGACUCGCACCCCAUCUGAGCUUGAGUGUUGCCAGUCCAACGGAGCGCUGUGCUUCAUCAACCCCCUCUUCAUCAAGAUCCACCAAUCAGACGGCGAUCGGAGCACCGCUCCCGACCCACCUGACACAGCAAAGCAGGACCCGGGGGAGGAACCCAUUAGCAACAGCCGAGAAACCAACAACGAGGAUACUCAGCACUCUUGUAGCAACAGUCCUCAAGUCUGGAGCCCAGAUCACAGUGACAGAAGCCAGUCAGGUCAAAGCGACCUGCAGAGCCUUAUCAGAAACACAGAGCUACAGGACGAUAACAGUCAAACCAGCAGCAGUCCGAGGCUAAGUGCUGCAGACAGUGUGUCUCGGUCCCCACCCCCUCAUCCGCCCCCGCCGCGCUUUGUGCCACGACGCUCGGCCCCUCCUCUCCGAAAGUGCAGCAUGCCAGAGAAGAUCCCCUGGAUCAGUGUCCCCAAGGAGAAGACGGAGGAGAGAGAGAGGGGCAGCAGCCUCCUUUCUCGUCUGGGCUCCUCGCUAAACAUCAGCCCCUCGUCCUCUCCUCCCAAGAGACUCAGCAUCAGCGCCCCUAUAUCCAUCUCCCGGCCCUCCCUGCCCCUCUCUCUGUCGUCUCUCUCUUCUUCUCCACGUCGAUCCAAGAUCUCACCAUCAUCCAGCCAGGAGGAUGCCCAGUGCCACUUGGCAUUGGAGGACCAGACUAUUGAGAAGGCCCUCAUUAGGGCCAAGCUCUCAAAGUGUAAUUCUACCAGAACCCAGGACUCCAGCAGUCCUCCAGAACAUUCACUGAUGACAACCAGCAAGCAGGCCGAGAUGCAAGGGGGAGAAGAAGAAGCAGGCGAUGAAUGCAGCGGGGGCGGCCAGCGGCUGAGCGACAUGAGCCUUUCCACAGACUCCACAGACUCCCUGGAUUUCUCUCAGUCCUCGGCUUUCUUCCUUCCCCCUCUGCAUGACCCCAGCCCCCCCACUGUGGCCGACUUAAACACCCACCUCCCCCUCUCCAUCCCUCCAUCCCACCUGCCUUACAGCAGCAUGGAGGAAGAUGACGAUGACGAGGACGAAGAGGACGAAGAGGAGACCGACUACGGCGUCAGCCUUGAGAGUGACCAGGACCAAGACCAGGACCUGACCAUGGUGCCACCGGGGCAUCGCACAAACCGCCGCCCCAGUGCCAGCGCUUUGGUUCUGCAAAAGGCCCUGCGAGGGCAACUGCGCAAGAUGAGCGGCGUCUUCAACUCCCUGCUGACGCCUGAGAAGAGGGCGAUCCGCAGGGUUGUGGAGCUGUCCAGGGAUAAAAGCUCCUACUUUGGCUGCCUGGUGCAGGACUAUCUGAGCUACAUGGGCGAGGGUGCAGGCGCCCAGGCUUGGCAGAGCUACGCCUCUGGACUGGAGCUGCUGCAGACUCUCCGCCAGUUUAUUACCCAGAUGAAGAGCUACCUGAGACAGAGCUCCGAGCUGGAGCCACCAAUCGAAAGCCUCAUCCCUGAAGAUCAGAUCGACCGGGUCCUGGAGAAGGCCAUGCACAAGUGCGUCUUGAAGCCUCUUAAACCGGUGGUGAGCACGGCCCUGCAGGAGUUCCAGGUGCGCAGCGGGGCGUGGCAGGAGCUGAAGGAGAACCUGGCGCUGACCAAGGCGCGGCAGCCGCAGGACAUGGGCGUGGCUGACAUGCUGCCCCCGGACCAUGUGGCUAUAGAGAAGAUCAAACAGAAGUUCCACACCAUGUGUAAACUGUACUCCCCAGAGAAGAAGGUCACCAUGCUGCUGAGAGUCUGCAAGCUCAUCUACACCAUCAUGGAAGACAAUUCAGGUCGUCUGUAUGGUGCUGACGACUUCCUGCCCAUGCUGACCUACGUGUUGGCCCAGUGCAACAUGCCCCAGCUGGACAGUGAGAUACUUUACAUGAUGGAGCUGCUGGACCCUUCGCAGCUUCACGGAGAAGGCGGUUACUACCUGACCAGCGCCUACGGAGCCAUGUCCCUGAUCAGGAACUUCCAGGAGGAGCAGGCAGCCAGAGUCCUGAGCUCUGAAACCAGAGACACACUCCACCAGUGGCACCGCCGCCGCACCACCCAGCGCUCUGCACCGUCCAUCGAUGACUUCCAGAACUACCUGCGGGUGGCGCUGCAGGAGCUGGACAGCGGCUGUACAGCCAAGACCCUACAGGUCCGACCCUACGCCACCGUGGAGGAGGUGUGCCAGCUGUGUGCCCAGAAGUUUAAAGUGUCUGACCCUCAGAACUACGGCCUCUUCCUGCUGAUGGAGGGCAGCAGCCAGCAGCUUGCGCCGGACACCCACCCUCAGAAGAUCAAGGCUGAGCUGCACAGCCGCUCGCAGGCCGCCCCCUUCCACUUCGUCUUCCGGCGAGUGGCCGGCGGCGGCACCAUGUCCUCAACUCCUCUCGAUACCACACCCAACCUCAACAACCUCACUGUUACCUCUGACCCCCAGGCCAACCUCAACGACCUCAGCAUGGACCUUUCAGGCUCCUCCCCCCAACCCGGCCUUAGCCUAGGCUUGUGCCCAGCUCUGAGUCUCAGCCUGUCAGCGGGCCGACUAGAAGUUUGAACGGGGUCUUUGUCUCCCAGCUGUGAAAAGUAUCUCUCAUUAUCUCUAACAAACAUGGCUCCAUGAGACUGAAAGGAGCCCGAGUGUUGAAAGGGUUUAACUGUGCAGUGCCAGUCUUUACAAAGCCGGACUUCUCCUUUCAGAUGACACGUCUGUCUCGGUCAACAUCCCCUCGCUGGAAAGUUCUGUGUGACAGACACGAGCGAAAGAGGAAAAGAAGAAAGGAGGGAAGGAAAUGAGAGAGAUAGAGUCUGUUUUUUUUCUUACUUCCUUUGCUUUGGCAUCAGAGCAGCACUUUGUUGCUGAAGGUCUGAACAUAGUUAAGGUGGAGAUGUUGGACUUAAUGUCGAGUGUUAUCAAAGACCGCGUGGACGCUCGGACGCGUCCACAGUGCUGCCUUAAUGCUGGUUCUUGAGGGGCGGAUUCAGGACCAGUUGUUGUUGUUGCUGCACGGAGGGAAAUCAAAUCUCAUGAGACUCAUCUUUGAUUAAUCACUUUAAAUAUAUAACACAUGUAUUUAGGUGAUAUGUAUAACUAUGACUUACUUGUUACAGUUGCUGGUAAACUGUAAUUCGGUUGUGUAUGUUUUGAAACUGUUAAUCCUUCAGACUGUCUGUUGUAAUGGAGUUUGGCGACACCCGGUGGUGCCUGGUGCACAUAGCAAUCUGAUAUUUCCUAAGACUUCCAUCGGAGACGGAGCGUUUACGGCCUCCCAGCUGAGGCGGGAAGCUGGAAAAACACACACCUAACAUUUGUGUUUUUACCCUGCUACAGUAAGAGUCCCCAGUGUUUCUGCCCUGACUCUUUGUACAGCUACACACUGCUACACACAGCUCCCUCAGGACACGCUAAAGCCUGGAAACACACUUUGAUGUGUAGAUCUCGAAGGAUCUCUCUGAAGCAGACAGAUGUACAUGUUAGCUGUAAGAAUGGAAGAGACAGUGUGUGAACUACAGUAGGUUAUUUAUGAUAAUCUUAAGGAUUAACAUUUUAAGAGUUUGUAAAAUAUUGUUCUUGCAUGUAGUUUGUGUUAAAGGGUCGUGUUAGAAACAGGCAGGUCUGCUAGCGUUGUUUUUUUUUUUUUAAGUAAUACUGGUAUAUGUAUUUACUGCGGUGAGACAUAAAGAGGUUGCGUGGACCUCUUAGCUGGUCUGAGGUCAGUCCCGGUGAAACAUGUUGAAUGGCUCUUUGAGGAUGAAAUGUGGAAAGACAGACAGAUUUUUGGUAGAACACAGUGACUCAGAGAGUUACUGACACUCUGCAGUACGGUGUGUAUCAGCGUUGAGUCUGGUACUGUCAGAAAACAAAUACUUGAAACUUCCUUGUGGAUUUGAGAUGCUUUGGUCAGUAGAGAGGAAACUGGAAAGUGAUGCGGCAGAAGGAAGCCUGAAAGCUGUUGGAGCCAGUUAAGUAUUAAUGUCGUGUAUCAUUGUGUGUAUAGCCUGUGACGUAGCUCACCGUGUUUAUAUCUGGGGGCCAAGUGUUCAAAGUUUGAAUUGACUCAUCUCACUUUGUUUGAAUUUACUCUGUGUGUAUCUGUGCGGGGAUUUUUCACAGAUGGCCUUUCUGUGCCUAUAAUAUUCUCUAUGGUGUCAAAAUGUCAUUUUCAUCCAGGAAACAUCUUCCUGCUUAUUAUGUGUCAUUGAACGGUAUCAUAAAUAUUCUUUUGUACUUAAUAAAUCUCAGAAACAUG
Molecule: messenger RNA, 5293 nt
Organism: Toxotes jaculatrix (banded archerfish)
Lineage: Eukaryota; Metazoa; Chordata; Actinopteri; Toxotidae
Product: ras and Rab interactor 2-like
Exons: 12
Coding region: 247-3600 (1117 amino acids)
Biological process (GO): signal transduction; vesicle-mediated transport
Cellular component (GO): cytosol; endocytic vesicle
Molecular function (GO): guanyl-nucleotide exchange factor activity; small GTPase binding
Source: RefSeq, a predicted model, not a curated record